GCAUAAAUAGCGGCGGUGGGGAAGCGGCCGGCUCAGACGGGACGACCGGCGGCACGGCAGCGGCAGGAGAGAGCUGGUUCAGCGUCAAGAUGAGAGCCGUGGUAGUUGUCCUCGCCCUCUUCUGCCUGACAGGCACCCAGUCGCGCUCCCUGUGGCAGCACGAUGACCCCCAGGAGCCCCUGGACCGCAUCAAGGACUUGUUGCAUGUGUACAUGGAGACCGUGAAGGCCAGUGGCAAGGAUGCCAUCUCCCAGUUCGAGUCCUCUGCUGUGGGCAAACAGCUGGACCUGAAGCUGAGCGACAACUUGGAGGCUCUGGGGGCGGUCGCCGCCAAGCUGCGGGAGGACAUGACCCCCCUCUACGCGGACCUGCGGGAGAAGUGGCUGAAGGACACAGAGGCUUUGCGCCAGGACCUGACCAAGGACCUGGAGGAGGUGAAGGAGAAGAUCCGGCCCUUCCUCGACCAGUUCUCCGCCAAGUGGACGGAGGAGCUGGAGCAGUACCGCCAGCGCGUAGUGCCCGUGGCCGAGGAGCUGAAGGGCUUCACCAAGCAGAAGGUGGAGCUGCUGCAGGAGAAGCUGGGUCCGCUGGCUGAGGAUGCUCGGGACCGCCUGCGCGGGUACGUGGAGGAGGUGCGCCAGAACGUGGCACCCCUGAGCAAAGAGCUCCGGGAGAAGCUGAGCCAGAAGCUGGAGGAGCUCCGCGAGCAGGGCAUCCCCCAGGCCGCCGAGUACCAGGCCAAGGUGGCAGAGCACCUCAGCAGCAUGCGCGAGAAGAUGACCCCCCUGCUGAAGGACGCCAAGGAGCGCCUCGCCCCCUUCGCCGACAGCCUCAAGGAUCGCUUCAUCGCCCUGCUGGACGACCUCCAGAAGAGAGUGGCCUGAGCCGCCGGACGGCGCGGCCAGGGACUGACCCCGGCCCCACUCCUGCAGCUGCCCCGGGGCCGCUGCCUGCCCUGCCCGGGGUGCUUCCCCCCGGGGGGGGGGGCUCUGGGGACGGGCUGCAGAACAUCCUCCCUGAGGACCCCCCCCCCUUCUCUCCCACCACCUCCCCUCCCCGACGUGGCGUCGCUCUCGGCUUUGCCUCCUUCCUUUUGUCAAAUAAAGGCGACUUAAGUUA
Molecule: messenger RNA, 1119 nt
Organism: Pogoniulus pusillus (Red-fronted tinkerbird)
Lineage: Eukaryota; Metazoa; Chordata; Aves; Piciformes; Lybiidae
Gene: APOA1
Product: apolipoprotein A1
Exons: 4
Coding region: 90-884 (264 amino acids)
Biological process (GO): lipoprotein metabolic process; phosphatidylcholine metabolic process; lipid transport
Cellular component (GO): extracellular region
Molecular function (GO): lipid binding; high-density lipoprotein particle receptor binding
Source: RefSeq, a predicted model, not a curated record